AUGGUGCUGAUCGACAAGCACGAGUACCUCACCGAGGAGGAGAAACGUCUCAAGGAAGACCGAGAGCGUACUCGCUAUUGGAAACGAUGGGGUCCCUAUGUGGCCGAGCGACAAUGGGCAACCGUCCGUGAGGAUUAUUCCGAGGAUGGAGACGCUUGGAGCUACUUUUCCCACGAUCAUGCACGGUCGCGCACCUUUCGUUGGGGCGAAGACGGAAUCGCCGGUGUAUCCGAUACCCACGGCCUGCAGAAUAUUGCAUUUACAUUUUGGAACGGUGAAGACGAUUUCCUGAAGGAGCGUCUCUUCGGUCUAUCAAACCCUCAAGGUAACCAUGGUGAGAGUAUCAAGGAAGCCCAUUUCCACGUCGAUAACACCCCCACCCAUUCCUACAUGAAAUUUCUUUACAAGUAUCCCCAAAAGAAGUUUCCCUAUCAGGACCUGAUUGACGAGAAUGCCAAGCGGUCGCGUCUGGAGAAGGAAUACCAGAUCCUUGAUACCGGUAUCUUCGAUGACAAUCGCUACUGGGACAUCUUCAUUGAGACCGCCAAGGAAGCGGACAAGGAGGAGGAGCUUAUCUUCCGUGUCAUUGCAUACAACCGUGGCCCUGAGCCGGCUCCCUUACAUAUCAUUCCCCACGUCUGGUUCCGAAACACCUGGUCCUGGGAGAAGGAACAAGCAAAGCCAUCGAUCAAGAAGGACGGCGACCGCACUGCCAAGUCAACUCACAAAACACUCGGUGACCGAUAUGCGUGCUUCGCCCCUUCGCCCCCUGUUGGUUCCAGUGAUGACGAUAUUCAGCCCACUCUGCUUUUCACGGAUAACGAGAGCAACAACAAGAAGCUCUGGGGCACCGAGAACGAGCACCCCUACGUGAAGGAUGCUUUCCACAACUACAUCGUCGACGAUGAGAAAGAUGCCGUCAAUCCUGACAACGAGGGUACCAAGGCUGCCGCGUGGUAUGCCUUUGAUGGAGACGACAUGGUCCCUCCCGGGGAAUGUGCCGUCGUCCGCUUCCGCUUCUCUCAGAAGAAGGAGGAAUUCGUGGAUGAGGAAGUCCUCGAUGAUGUGAUCGAGCAGCGUCGCGCCGACGCUGAUGACUUUUACUACCGUAUCAACCCACUUCCCAUGAGCGAGGACCUGCGCAACAUCCAGCGUCAGGCAUUCUCGGGUAUGAUGUGGUGCAAGCAAUACUACAACUUCAUUUGGGAUCAAUGGAGUAAUGGUGAUUCUGGUGAGAUUCCCCCGCCGCCAGGCCGAAAAGGUAUUCGCAACGAGCAGUGGCGCCACCUGUAUAUCGACGAUAUCCUGUCGAUGCCGGACUCGUGGGAGUACCCGUUCUUCGCGGCAUGGGAUACCGCGUUUCACUGUAUUCCUCUGGCAAUGAUCGAUCCGGACUUCGCGAAGAAGCAACUCGACCUUAUGACCAGGGAGUGGUAUAUGCACCCCAAUGGCCAACUGCCUGCGUAUGAAUGGAACUUCGGAGAUGUCAACCCACCCGUGCAUGCCUGGGCCGUCUUCCGCACGUUCAAGAUUGAGCGUAAGAUGUACGGCCGCCAGGAUUUGGAUUUCCUCGAGCGCGUCUUCCAGAAGUUGCUGCUCAACUUCACCUGGUGGGUUAACCGCAAGGAUUCAGAUGGGAAGAACGUGUUCGAGGGAGGCUUCCUGGGUCUGGAUAACAUUGGUUUGUUCAACCGCUCUGAGCCUCUGCCGACUGGUGGUGUGCUCGAACAGGCCGACAGUACUGGCUGGAUGGCCUUCUACUGUUUGUGCAUGCUCAACAUUGCCUUGGAGCUUGCCAAGCAUCGGAGAACCUACGAAGACAUUGCGUCCAAGUUCUUCGAGCACUUCAUCCUUAUCAGUGAUGCUAUGACUUUCCGCAAUGGCGAUGACAAGGUCCAGUCUCUCUGGAAUGAGGAGGAUGAGUUCUACUAUGAUGCCAUUUCCUAUGGUGGCCCAUGGACUCAGCAGCUACCCAUUCGGUCAUUGGUUGGCCUGAUCCCACUCUAUGCUGUCCUGACUCUGGAGCCGGAGAUCAUCAAGAAGUUCCCUUCGUUCAAGCGCAGACUUGAUUGGUUCAUUGAGAACAAAUCAGAUAUUGCCGAGCGUAACAUUGCCAGCAUGAAGCAUCGCGGUAAAGAUGACCGACUCCUGUUGGCUCUUGUCAGCAAGGACCGCCUGGAGAAGAUUUUGAAGCGUAUGCUCGACGAGACCGAGUUCUUGUCCGAGCACGGCAUCCGAUCCAUGUCCAAGUUCCACGAGGAGAGCCCCUACUCUAUGGACGUCAAUGGCCAGACCUUCAAAGUGGAAUACGUUCCCGGUGAUUCGAACAGCUCUCUGUUCGGCGGUAACAGUAACUGGCGCGGACCGAUCUGGCUGUGUGUCAACUUCCUGCUCGUCGAGUCUCUGCUUCGCUUCUACAUGUUCUACGGCGAUUCUUUCAAGGUCGAAUGUCCCACUGGCUCAGGUGACUACAUGCAUCUAGGCCAGGUCGCUGAGGAGCUUCAACACAGAAUGCAGCAUCUCUUCGCUCGCAACGACGAGGGCCGUCGUGCCAUCAACGCGCACUCCGAUCUGCUCGACUUUGAUGAGCACUGGAAGGACUACCUCUGGUUCCACGAGUUCUUUGAUGGUGAUACCGGCCGCGGUCUCGGAACUUCCCACCAGUGCGGUUGGACUGGUCUCAUCGCCAAGGUCAUCCACGACACUGGUCUCAACUGUCGUCUCCCUCAAACUCCCCGCUCCCCAUUCGCUGCCGCCUCCCACUACUUCGACGACAUCUUCUCUCGUACUGGCCGCCCCGGGAUGUCUAGACGUCCCACUGUCCGACGCUCCUCAACCACCCGCUCCAUCGGCAACCGCAGCGACUUCCACUCCACGCCCGGCGACGCCACCCCAGGUGCCUCCUCGACCUUGGACGACGACGACGACUACGACACUAGCAGACCAGCCAGCCGCCGCGGAAGCACAAAUGGAGCAGCAGACGAGCAUCUCGAUCACUACGUUGAGAGCCAGCUUCAGCGCGUCCGUAGUUCCGCCUCGCUCGGCGCAUUCGAGGAUGAGCUUGAGACACAGGCGGAUCAGGAGAAUGGAAAUAGAAAUGGAAACGGUCACACUUAA
Molecule: messenger RNA, 3117 nt
Organism: Penicillium atrosanguineum
Lineage: Eukaryota; Fungi; Ascomycota; Eurotiomycetes; Eurotiales; Aspergillaceae
Exons: 9
Coding region: 1-3117 (1038 amino acids)
Biological process (GO): protein N-linked glycosylation; oligosaccharide metabolic process
Cellular component (GO): endoplasmic reticulum membrane
Molecular function (GO): Glc3Man9GlcNAc2 oligosaccharide glucosidase activity
Source: RefSeq, a predicted model, not a curated record